Messenger RNA from Artibeus jamaicensis (Jamaican fruit-eating bat), 3877 nucleotides. Its product is annotated as KIAA0513 ortholog. The transcript is spliced from 14 exons. The record is from RefSeq and is a predicted model, not a curated record. Lineage: Eukaryota; Metazoa; Chordata; Mammalia; Chiroptera; Phyllostomidae. Bases 445 to 1680 code for a protein of 411 amino acids.
UGGCCGCCUGACUGACAGCUCGCGCGGGCGGGCGCCUCGGAAGGACCCGGCUCUAGAGCCAGUGCAGUGGCUGCACCGCGGAGACAUCUGGCGCCGGCUCACUCUGUCCGCUCGCCUGUCUUUGCCUGUCACGAUGCUGAGAGAAAUGGUAACUCUGAAGGAAAAGAGAAAGAAAGGGCCAUUUUUUCUCCUCCUUACCAAAUGCACUGAGGAAACGGGCGCCUGCACAUAGACCCCAUCCCUCCGUGACAUCCUGUCGUCAACCAGAUGCCUUAGGGCCCUGUGAGCUGCCCCAGAGGACUCAUUCCUGGUGGCCAGGAGUCUCCAAGCAACUCACAUGUGCUCGGCAGGCUCCCACUUGGUCACCAGCUCCCACUGACCCUCCCGGGAAUCCAGUCCUCUGGCCUACCCACCUGGUACCCUCUGCGGUAGCCCACUUGAGCCAUGGAGGCCCCGGAGGUCCCUGUGGGCUCACUGAUUGACUUCGAGACCGAGCCAUCUACCUCCUCACCUGUGGAGGCACUGCCACCAAAGCUGCAGGAUGGGGACAGCUCCCAGGGCGACGGCGGGUCAGAGAGUGAGACCACAGAGUCAGCAGACAGCGAGAACGACAUGGGCGAGUCGCCCUCACACCCAUCCUGGGACCAGUACCACCGCUCCUCCUCCAACGAGUCCUUCUCUUCCAACCAGAGCACGGAGUCAGCCAAGGACGAGGAGGCCCUGGAGCUCAGGGAGUUUAUGCGCAGCUACGUGGAGAAGAUCUUCUCUGGAGGGGAGGACUUGGACCAGGAGGAGAAAGCCAAGUUUGGGGAGUACUGCAGCAGUGAAAAUGGAAAAGGCCGGGAGUGGUUUGCUCGAUUCGUAAGCGCCCAGCGCUGCAAUUCCAAGUGUGUCUCAGAGGCGACCUUCUACCGCCUGGUGCAGUCUUUUGCAGUGGUCCUGUUCGAGUGUCAUCAGAUGGAUGACUUCGGGCCCGCCAAGAACCUCAUGACCAUGUGCUUCACUUACUAUCACAUCGGGAAACCGCACCUGCUUCCCUCCGAGUCCAAGGAGAAGCCCUCGGGGAGCAUCGACUCCUACUUGAAGUCCGCCAACAGCUGGUUAGCAGAGAAGAAGGACAUUGCAGAGAGGCUGCUGAAGAACACGUCGGCGAAGACAGAGAAUGUCAAGGGCUUCUUUGGGGGGCUGGAGACGAAGCUCAAGGGACCCCUGGUCAGGAAAAACGACGAGGAUGAGAGCAAGCCCAAGGACAAGCCUCAGAAGACUGUGACUGUGAGCAGCCCGGAGGAGGAGAGGAAGGGAGAGAAGAUCUACCUGUACACGCACCUGAAGCAGCAGCCCAUCUGGCACACACUGAGGUUCUGGAACGCAGCCUUUUUCGACGCUGUCCACUGUGAGAGGAGAAAGCGGUCCCCCACGACCAGAGGGGAUGCUGGAGAGGAGGAGAAGAAGAGGGAGAAGUGGUGCCACAUGACCCAGGAGGAGCGGGACGACAGCCUCCGCUUCAACGAGAACAUCACGUUCGGGCAGCUGGGCACGUUCACUCACAACAUGCUGGCCUUCGGGCUGAACCGGAAGCUGUGCAACGACUUCCUGAAGAAGCAGGCGGUGAUCGGCAACCUGGAUGAAGAGCAAUACAAGCUGCUGAGCGACCACAUCGAGCAGAUAGCCACUGAGUAGGCCACGGGAGGUCGCCCAAGGCAUUCCUCAGGAGGACCGAGGGUCCACACCACUCUCCUGGGCCAGCGACUGGCUGUCCCCACCCGAUGACCCUGCAUGACAUCGGCAGCACCCAGAGCCACUCCACGCUGCCCCAGAACUAGCGGUUAGAAGACUCUGGUGGCCCGUUCUCCCCACCUUCCCUCUGCCUAUGUCUACUCCCCCUUUCACGUGCCAAAGUGUCCCUGGGAUUAGGUGGCUAAAAUGAGGCGGCCAUCCAUACCCCUGAGUGUCAGGGCCUGAAAGAAAAGGAAGGAAGCCAGGCCAGGCACGGGACAGUGUCUGCCCAUAACCCCCGGCGGGAGAGAGGGUGAGGUGCACAGGGGAACGUAGGUAAGGGCAACCGUGAGCCAGCACACACCCGUGACACGGGACAUCUCGGAUGACAACCUGGGACCCCCCGCUUCAGGUCAGACUCCCACAGUCAGGGCUCCUGCAGGGCAGAGGGGCAGUGGCCCUCUCAGUGUUGGUCCACGGCCGGGGCUGGCUUCACCCUGGCCCCCCACUCUGCGUGACAGGAGCCAGAGUCACAGGAACUUUGGGGAGAGAGAGACGCCGCCUUCCCGAUCUAGGGAAGGAGAGGGCCUGGCCACGGGCAGUGCCGGGGCACACCCCGUGGGAGAGCACAGAGCUGUCCCCGGCACACCAGCUGAGAUGUUCCCGGUCAGCCACCACUUCUUUCUGCCGCAGAGGAAGUCCUGCCCCCCGCUCCCUGGGAGCAGCGUCAGGCUGUCUGUCCCAGGACGCAGCACAGAAAAGAGGUUUCUUCAGUAGCUGUGAGACCACCGCCCUUUCUAAAAGCAAACAGUGCUGCUCUUUAUUUCAGAGAAGACAGGGAAAUCCGUGUUGGUUUUCCAGACAGCAGGGCACAGGCAGCGCCCGGUGGCUGCGCGAGGCCCUGCAGUGGAGCGGCUUCUGGGCGUCGGGCCUCCCACCCCCAGCCGCUCCCGGGAGGCGCCUUUGUAUCCUGCAGCCCGAGCCCUCUGGAGCUCUUUCCCACAGACUCUGCCCAUACCCCUCGUCUCAGUCGGGCGCCUGGCAAGCGUGGCUCUUCUCCCCGAGUGCGUGUCAGGCACAGCAGACCAGCCCACAGAGGCUGAAGUCUGACCUGCAAGCGUUCAGCAUGCUGGCUUCUGCAGUGUAAAUAUUUCAGCCUGGCCCCCUCUGCCUCCUGCCCGUCGCUCUGGGGGACUGACCUUGAAACAGGCUCGUGGGCUCUCUCUGUCCUCCUGUGCCGUUUUCCCUACUGCCUCCUCCGACUCAAAAUCACAGUACAUUCCUGUCUCCUGGGGCACAGCAAAUACAUGCCUGGCGGUAUCUAGUCAGUGCUCAAGAGGAUCCCCUGGGGAGUUGCCUCCCUGGAAUGUUCCCGAGAAGAGCAGCUGUUGGUUGAGCCACUGAGCACACGUCUGGAUGAUCGUCAGAGAGGUGCCGUGAGACGUGGCACAGUCUGAGCGUGUGCUGUGAAUUGUCACCAGCCCAAAGAGCUUGGGGGCAGGGCUUCAGAAACCGGCUCAGUUUUGAUGACCAUGUAUGUGUGUGUGUAUGACAUCGACCUCUCUGGUGAUGUCACUAAACGAAGCACAGCUGUGUUGCUGGUCUGCUUGCCGUGUGCAGGGACAGGUCAUGCAGGCUGGAGUGUCCCCACCCCCAGACCCCCUGUUGGGCCCAGCGAUGGUGCAUGUCUCUACUGAGUACAUUUCAGAGAAAUGGCAUUAAGUUGGCGCUGUGUGGGCCCCUCCGCCUCCAAUGCCUUCUUCAGGAAAUGCAUCCCCCUAAAAUAUUCAGCCGUGACCUGUGGGUGUGCUGCUGUGCUCCACUCCCCGCCCCCUCUGUAACGUCAGGGCCACACUGAGUGGCUCGUCCAAGGCCCCUCGGGGCUGCCUGGGGCCCCCCUUUAGUGCCCUCACUGGCUUUAUUAGUCACUUCUUAGUAGUUAGUUGAAAUGCAUUAAGACUUAAAGGUUCCCAAAAGACUCAUCCUUGUACAGAUAAGGAGUGUGUGCAGAAGUUUUGACUCGGUCUGAUUUCAGGAGAAAGGAGUGGAUUUGCAGACUUUCGGGGGGACUGGCGGGCCGGGGCAGGAGCACACAGCCUUUGGAAGGAAAUGCAGCCUCUGCUUCUUUGGGCUUUUCCAAGCACUUUACCUUCACAAAUGA